AUGACUUGUCCUUCACGCACUUAUCCCCUUCGUCAACCAAAGAACCACAAACCUCCCAUCCCGCGAUGGCAACUGGUCCUACCUGAAGAUGUCGACCACCUCUUCACAGCUUACGUCGGCGUGCAGCCUCAUUCUGAUGUAAGUGAGGGUUCCGAAGCUGUCAAAGAAGCAAUUGCAAGCAUCCAAGCAUGGCUUGACAGCGAUAGCGACCGGCCUUUGGCAAAUGAAUGCUUCAAUCAUCUUGAUGGAGAUGAUGCUCCGAAUACUACUCUCUGGGUAUGCUACUGGAUUGAUGAAGCCAAAGGCAAGCGCAGCUUGCAGCGACUUGGUAUUAGAUCUGUUUAUUCUCGACUGUCUCCCAGUCAACAGAGCUCGCUGGGUCUAUGGACGGAGAGCUUCGUGACACCAAUUUCACGGCUGGAGACCAACUACUCUGGUCUUGACUAUCUGCCCGGUCUGGCCAAGCUACCAGACACGAAUACGGCGGAGCACAAGCUCUCAGCCUAUUGGGGUGCUGCAAGAGACCGAAUUCCGGACUCCGCUCAUGACCUCUUCGAGCAAGACGAUGCAGCUCAGAAAUCCAGGCCGAAUACUGUGCCAAAAGGCCUGGGGCAAUAUUUGACAGGGACUAAUUACGACAAUAUGGUGCAUAUUCGGUCUGGUCAGUUCUGGGAAAACUGCGGACCAGAGGAGACGGAUUCAUACGAAAACAAUCUCGAGCCAACGCUACGAGGAGGGUUGGCGUACCUAUGGAAUAACCGCGAGGAAGGCGGUGCCAUUGGGCUCAGAUACCUUGGCAACCGUGACGAUACAGGUCAAACGAAAAAAGAGACUUGUGGUGCCGGAUUCUUUACUAGUCUACACACUCUAGAAGAGUGGGCUAAAAGACAUCGCUCGCAUCUUGCUAUAUACCUUGGUGCUAUCAAGCAUGCGAAGACAUUUGGCGAGGAGAGAAAGUUUCGGACGUGGCAUGAAGUCUCGGUACUCAAGAGGGGCGAGGCUUCCUUCGAGUAUGUCAACUGCCUACCGACGACUGGGGUAAUUCAAUUUGUAUCUCUGGAACUUGUAUCCAAAUUGGGUUAA
Molecule: messenger RNA, 1083 nt
Organism: Colletotrichum truncatum
Lineage: Eukaryota; Fungi; Ascomycota; Sordariomycetes; Glomerellales; Glomerellaceae
Product: phenylacetaldoxime dehydratase
Source: RefSeq, a predicted model, not a curated record